Chelonoidis abingdonii (Abingdon island giant tortoise) is the source of this 4748-nucleotide messenger RNA. RefSeq names its product WD repeat domain 6 (gene WDR6). NCBI's taxonomy places the organism in Eukaryota, Metazoa, Chordata, Testudines, Testudinidae. The record is from RefSeq and is a predicted model, not a curated record. Gene Ontology annotation, molecular function: protein binding. Gene Ontology annotation, biological process: tRNA methylation. Gene Ontology annotation, cellular component: cytoplasm.
GAAUGUGCAUCCAGAAACAAACCUGCAGUAGGGGAUCUCCUAUCAAGGCACUGCAAAGGGUUAACAGUGUGUUUAUCACAUUUCUCUCUCUUCCAGGUGCACACUGGAACCCUGCUGCCACUUAGUGAGCAGGUUAGCAGGAGUGUAUUGUGAAAGGUCUUCUGGAAGACAGUAAUCCUGGUUGUUCGGUAGCAGGAAUAUAAACAAGACUCCAGUGACCGGUCAUGUUCAAUGCAACUUGAAUCUGACCAGUUGGAACCAUUUCUAGCUGUAUGUACUUGACUGGGAUUCUGGGCUUUGGUGUGUGCUUUGGGGGUGUUGCUGCCCCUUCCUAUGUUUGUUCCACUUUACCAGCAGAGACUAAUCUAAGAAUGGAGGAUUUUGUACAUUAUUUUUUCAAGAUGUUGUAGCUCAGAUGCUUUCUUCACAGGGUGAUGUGAUGUCAUUUUAUUUAUUCUCCAGAAGGCAUGACUUUCUAUUGGAUCUGCCAAGCCUGCAAUCAAUCUUUUUGCUACUCUUAGCUCGUUUGAGUGUCUUGGCACUGUCAGUUGCAUGUGCAAGUGACUGACCAUUGUCUGCCCUUGGUUUUCUGUGUUUUCCAUAUCCUCAUGUGCACCCAAUAAGUUUUUCAUCCCUUAUUUAAUAUUUAUUUAAUUUAUUGUAUCCAUGUGCAAAGAAGCCAGGCUGUCUGUCCUGAAAAUAAAGUUUUGAAAACUCUUUGACUCUGUCCUUAGUAAUGUUAGUGUUUCCAGGUGCUGACUGUGCUUGGGGUAGGACUGCAGUUUUCUGCAAACUCCCACCCUUAGCAGCAGCUUUAGGAUUCAGGACCCCCUGCUAACUGUUUGUCAUCUCAGCAGGUGCGGGUGGCAUGUUGUGAUGCUGGAUUGUAAUGUUACAAACCAGUCUGGGUAAACGCUGCAGGGGGCAGGACUUUCUUCAGAAGACAACCUGACAUAGGCGACCGCAUUAUUGGAGGAGAGGCCCCUAGAAAUGCCGCAGGUGCCUAGGAUAUAUAACUAUUAAUCUUGUUGCCGCGGGCCGGCCUGGGAGCCGGGGUGCUCGGCGCUGCACAGAGCUCCCAGGAGUGCACGCAGGCGGGCCACGUGAGCAGCGGACGCUGGGAACAAGACACGCAACAGCCCUAGCGACCGCCGGCCAAUGGGGCGCAGCGUCAGAGAACCGGGACGCGGAGCGGCACGCGGGGCAGUAAGGAGCCUCUCGAUUGGUGGGUGGAGUGUGGGCGGGGCCGAGGCGCGUGAGGGGAAUUGAUUCCCGUUUCGGGUCCCAGUGUCCGGCCGGCCGAGAGCUCGCGCGAGCCCGGGGGCGGGGUCAGGCGCCAUGGACUCGCGGCUGCUGCGCGCUCCCAUCACGGCCCUGCGGUUCGUGGGGGGAGCCCGGCUGGUGGCAGGUGAAGGACCCAAUGUGGUUGUGUACAGCCUGGAUGCCGACGGCAGAGAGGCGGGGAUCCAUUGGCAGAGUGUACUUCGGAACCAUCGCAUCCAUGGGAUCAAGGAGCGGAGGAGUCCCUCCCCAGAAGCCGAGCAGAGGACUCUGGCUGUCUUUGGGGGCAAAGGUCUCAUUGUCCUGGAGCUGUGUGCGCGAGGGAAGGAAGUGAGUCUGUUUGAACUCUGCCAGCUCUGUGAGCUGCAUGACUGGAUAUGGGAUCUGCAGUGGCUGGCAGGCAACACAGGGACCCUCACUUAUGUUGGGUUGGCCCUUGGCCAUAACUCUGUGGCACUCUAUGACUAUGCCAGUCACAGGACCCUGCGGGAGUUGCACUGCGAGGAGAAGUGUAUUCUCUACUCUGCUUAUCUGGUUGGAGACAGCUGGGAUGAGCUGGUGGUAGUGGCUGGCACAGUCUUUAACCAGCUUCUGGUCUGGCGCGUGGCUGACGGGAGCGAUGAAGAAGCGAGGAUAAAACCCCAGAGGAGGGUCAGUGGACACGACGGAGUCAUCUUUAGCAUCUGCUACUUGAAGAGCAAAGGCAUAUUGGCCUCAGCCUCGGAUGACCGGAGCAUUAGGGUGUGGGAUGUUGGGGACCUGCAAGCGCCUCGUGAUCCGGUGCACUGCCUCCUGGUGUGUUAUGGCCACCAGUCAAGGGUGUGGUCUGUCAGACUGCUGAGUGACUAUCUCAUCAGCAUCGGGGAGGACUCUGCCUGCAUUGUGUGGAACUACAAGGGAGAGGUUGUUCAGAGCUUUAGAGGGCACAAAGGGCGCAGUGUCAGGGCAGUGGCUGUCCACGAGGCACGGGGCUGGGUGGCCACAGGUGGGGCUGACACUGGAGUUAGACUCUGGCACAUUAGAGGACCUGAAUCCAAUGGGAAUGGCCUUGUGCAGCUAAACUUCAGCCCGCCCCAUAGGAAUGGAUCCCCUAAAGCCGUAAAGCUGGUGGACGCAAGCCGGCUCCUUGUGAUGACUGAUGCGGGGGCCAUCUACAGCUACGACUUGGCCUCUAAACGCUGGGCUUUGGUCAUGGAGGAUGCAAACUAUCAGGCCUAUAGUCUCCUGGAAGUUGUGCAGCUAGCCAAUGGCAUCGUGCUGUGUGCCAUGGGCAAUCUGACAGGGCAUGUCAAAGUCUUCCCCCUCUGCUGCCCCACGGAAAGUGAGGAGAAGAGGCUGUAUGGGGGGAAGGUCCACAGCCUGAGCUGGGCCGUGUGCCCAGGUGGGGAUCCCAGCAGGCAUGUGCUCUUUGCCUCUGGCCCAGGGGGUGUUCUACUCUGGCUGGAGGUCUCCUGCUGCUCCUCCGGACGAGUGGCUUCAGUGGUGGAGAAAUGUUGCUAUCUCUUGCCAGUCUGCAGGCACCGGUGGCAUACAAGCAUUGCCUUCUUGCCCCAGGAGGGGCGUCUAGUCUGUGGUGACCGCAGGGGCUCCCUGAUGCUGUUUCCCUGCAGUACAGCUCUGGGAUCUGGUACAGAUACAGAACAAACGCUAAAGGCGGGACAAGGAGAUGUUGCUGAUGACCCUAUGGGUCAUGGUUUGGUCUGUAAAGAUUCGGGUGACAAGCCAGGUUUGAUUUCUUCCCAGGGGGAAGGAAACCGCCCCAUGCAAGGCCCCAUUUCCCUGCUGUUUGGGCUUCAUGGGAAGCUGGGCGUGACCUCAGUGACCUGUCAUGAUGGCUUUAUUUAUAGCACGGGCAGGGAUGGCUGCUACCACCAGCUGCGAGUGCAGGACCAGCAGCUGCAGGUGCUCAGGAAGCAGAAGCCAUGCAAAGGGCUGGAGUGGAUCGAACAGCUGCACUUCACCCCUGAUGGGAACCUGCUGGUGCUGGGCUUCCACGCCAGCCACUUUGUGCUGUGGAGUACCCGGACCAACGAGAAGCUGCACUGUGUGCCAUGCGGCGGGGGUCACCGCUCAUGGAGUUAUGGCCGCGGCCUUGCUUCCGAGGUCUUUGCUUACGUCAAGUCUGGGGACGUCUUGGUCUAUCAGAGCAGGUGCGGGCCCAGCAGGCAGCACGUGCUGAGAGAGCCUCUGCAUGGGCGGGAGUUGACAUGCGUGCGGCACGUGGGCACAAUAAGGGCCCACAGGUGCUGGCUGGUGGAUAUCCUUGUGACCAGCAGUGAGGACAUGACUUCCAACGUGAUUGCCGUCAGUGAGUCGUCCCAUUCAUUGGCUCCACUCGCAGCCAUCGGCGACCACAUCUCAAGCGUGAGAGCUCUGGCCGUGGCCAGUGGCAGUUGGCAGGAGGAGACAUCUAACUGGUCUGCUGUCCUGUUCUCUGCCGGGGCCAGGGCUCAGAUAGAGUGCUACAGGCUCCUGCUCAGCUGUGACCAUGAUGCCAGGAGUGGCAUGACCUGCCAGGUCAUCCACGUGGCCUCCCACCACCUGGACGAGCACUGGGAUCACAUGAGGAACAAGCACAGAGUCAUCAAGAUGGACCCAGAAACCAGGUACAUGUCCAUUGCAGUUGUGGCUGGUACCGAUGCUCCCUGCCUAUUCCUGGCUGCUGCUUGCAGUGAUGGAUCUGUCCGGAUCUUCCUGAUGCUAGAGUCUGCCCAGAAGCUGCUGCUUGUGGCCGAUUCCUUUCACCACCAGCGCUGUGUCCUGAAAGUGGAGACAUUUACGCAGAGGGUAGCGGGAGACAGGAGGAGACACUUCCUGUGCAGUGCAGCCACUGAUGGGAGUAUUGCAUUCUGGGAUAUAACUGCCACCAUUGAGCAUGCUGCAGCCGCCCGGGAGUUGGAGAGUGGAGAGCUGCAGCCCCUUGCUCUGGCGGCCCCGUCCCUGACUGUCCAGGCUCACAGCUGUGGCGUGAAUAGCCUCCACGUUCGGCAGACAGCGGCAGGACAGUACCUGGUGGCCAGUGGCAGUGAUGACGGCUCCAUCCACAUCUGUCUCAUUGCUGUGGAUACAGCCCUGAGUGAACCAUCCCCCUCCCUUCCUUGGGCCGUAGUGCCCCCUGGAGCCAGUGCCGGGGCUCGCAUUCUCCUGCUGGAGGCGUUCUCAAGGCCAUGUGCCCACGCGGCCCAUGUGACAGGACUCAGGGUCUUGCAGCCAGACCUGCUGGUCUCUGCCUCUGUGGACCAGCGCCUGAUGCUUUGGCGUCUGGGCAAGGACAGCCUCGUCUUCCUGGGCAGCAGGUUCUGCCACGUGGCAGAUGUGGCUGAGCUGGAUUCCUGGGGAACCAAGGAGCGGGGCUAUGGCUGUGUGCUCUGCGGGCAGGGCCUGGAGAUUGUCUGGUGCAUGGCCGGAGCAGAUACCCAGCAGCUCCCUUCCUGCGGGGCUUUGGAAUAAAGGAGAGCACAUGGCAA